AAACAACACAAACAUAAAAUAAGAUAAGAUCUCUAAUGGCUUCCAAAACUCCUGUCUACGCAUUCCUCAUUUGCGUUGUCCAGUUUCUUCAUUUGUCUGCAGCCCAAAAUGUGAAGGGUGGCUAUUGGUUUCCUGAUAGCGGUAUAGCAGCUUCCGAUAUCGACUCCACUCUAUUCACUCACCUCUUCUGCGCAUUCAGUGACCUUGAUAACGUUACCUACCAAGUCACCAUUUCUUCAGCAAACGCUGCCCAAUUCUCCCAGUUCACCAAUACUGUCCAAAGCAAAAACCCUUCUGUUAAAACCCUUUUAUCAAUAGGAGGUGGAUCUUCCAAUGAUGCUGACUUUGCCAAGAUGGCUAGCACCUCUGCUUCUCGAAAAUCCUUCAUUGAUUCCUCCUUACAACUGGCAAGAUCAAAUAAUUUCCACGGCCUAGACCUCGAUUAUGAGUACCCCUUAACAGCCAAUGAUAUGGUCAACUUGGGCACGUUGCUAGACGAGUGGCGCGCGGCUGCAGACGCAGAGGCUCAAGCCUCUGGCAAGCCAAGAAUUCUAUUAACUGCAGCUGUUUCUGUUGGGCCAACCGUUGAUGGAUUGAGAUAUCCUACCCAAUCGAUAUCACGAAGCCUGGACUGGAUCAAUGUGAUGGCCUAUGACUUUUAUGGUCCAUGGACACCUUCCAUGACCAAUGCUCAUGCUGCAUUAUAUGAUCCUAGUGGCAGAGUUAGCGGCAGCUCAGGCAUCGAGUCCUGGAUCCAAGCUGGUGUGAGCGCAAACAAGCUGGUGUUUGGUCUGCCAUUCUACGGACGUUCAUGGCAGCUUGUGAAUCCUGAUAACCAUGGAUUGAUGGCUCCAGCAAAUGGACCUCCGGAAGGUUCUGGUGAGGGAGCCAGAGGAUACAAUCAGAUAUUGGAAUUUAUUGCAAACAACAAUGCUCCAACGAUUUAUAACUCAACGAUUGUUGCGGACUAUUGUUACUCAGGGACGACAUGGAUCGGAUAUGAUGAUAAGCAGAGCAUUUCAACAAAGGUUUCGUAUGCUAAACAGAAGGGCUUGCUUGGUUACUUUGCAUGGCAAGUUGCAUCUGAUGCCAAUUGGGCUCUUUCUCAGCAAGCUAAACAGGCAUGGGAAGAAUGAAAGGCAACAUGGUCAGUAACAAACCGAAGAUCAGCACAAGAAAAGUUGACUACAAAUUAAGAUCAGUAACUUUGUAAUAAAACUUGUAAGAGCAGUUGUGAUGUGUAAUUUAAAUAUAAAUAAGCUCAUGAAGAAGAGAAUAACAUGAUUGGCUAUUUAUGACCA
Daucus carota subsp. sativus is the source of this 1301-nucleotide messenger RNA. Its product is annotated as class V chitinase-like. Gene Ontology annotation, cellular component: extracellular region. The transcript is spliced from 2 exons. Gene Ontology annotation, molecular function: chitinase activity; chitin binding. Gene Ontology annotation, biological process: chitin catabolic process; carbohydrate metabolic process. Lineage: Eukaryota; Viridiplantae; Streptophyta; Magnoliopsida; Apiales; Apiaceae. The coding region runs from base 36 to 1136 and encodes 366 amino acids. The record is from RefSeq and is a predicted model, not a curated record.